AUGAUUACGCCCCUUGUGCACAGUGGUCUAGCUAAAAGUCUAGACAGACCAAGAAAUGUGUAUAGAGUAACAUUCGAAAAUAUAAAAGUUUUACGUGAACAUGUAAAUCGAAUAGCUGAUGGUAGUUACUUUGAAUAUAGUCAAAGUCCAAAAGGUUUAAAAUUCAAAAUAGCAGGUGACAAUGAUGAACAGCUAAGACAAGCUGCUGAAGAUGACGAAGUUAAAGAUCCAAAGGAAGUUCUUGUCGAAAUUGAUCCUAAUGAUAUUGCUGAAAUUAUUCAAAGUGUUCCAGACGAAGAAACGAUUACAUAA
This is a messenger RNA of Rotaria socialis, 312 nucleotides long. The record is from the annotation of a GenBank genome assembly. NCBI's taxonomy places the organism in Eukaryota, Metazoa, Rotifera, Eurotatoria, Philodinida, Philodinidae.